AUGUCUUCGUUCUCCGUCAGCAUGAAGAAAACGGAGGAGGUGCGCACCGACUAUGCCGAUGCGGACGAGAAGCGGUCGCUACCGAUUGGAGUGUACGAGUUGGAGAAUGGCUCGCUCAUAGACCUUUACGCGUACCAUGAGCAACGUGCCGGAAGUCUCGCAAUCGAUCCCGACGAAGCGAAGGCCGAAUUCGGUGCCGCCGUCGCAGCGAAGCUCAAGCUCUCCCGGGAUGGCAUGAAAGUACUGUGGCCUCAGCCCACGGACAACCCUGAGGAUCCUCAGAACUGGAGCAAGCGGCGCAAAACGAUACAGAUGAUAGUGAUAACGCUUGCCGCCAUCGUACCUGACUUUCAGAAUGGCGUAGGCACAGCAUGCCUCUUCCCGCUCGCUAGGCAGUUUAACACAACUACAGGCGAGAUCAAUGACCUGACGAACAACUGGAGCGUUUUUCUACUUGGUUGGGGAAGUGUCUUGGCAGUCAUAUUGAUGCGCCGGUACGGACGCCUCCCGAUUCUGUUCUGGUCGCAAGUUUUCGGCCAGGCUUUCAUGAUAGGGGCGACGUUUGCACCGAACUUAGCUACAUUUGCAGCCAUGAGAUGCCUCAAUGCCUUCUUCGCGACCGCUCCGCAAGUGACCGGUCUUGCUGUGAUAACGGAUAUGUAUCCCUUCCACCUUCAAGCUCGGAUGCUCAACAUAUGGACGAUGGGCUUCCUCAUGUCCCCGUUCUUGUCACCUUUCCUGUUCAGCUUCCUUGUCGAGAACGCUAGCUGGAGAUGGGCCUACGGUAUCGGUAGCAUCUAUGGGGUCAUCGUCUUGGCGCUAAUCGCUGUCUUCGGACGUGAGACGAUGUAUGAUCGCACCCUCAAACCUAUACCAAUACGUCCCCCACCAUCGCUGCACUACCGUGUUGAUACCUUGAUAGGUCUCACUGGCAUGCGCAUGGCGAAGCAUCGCUCGACCUUGUGGGACGCGUUCUUGCAGUUUCUCAAGCUCAUCUGGCGCCCGCACCUCUUGGGCAUUCUCAUCUUCGAAGCCGCUCUGUUUGGUUUCAGUAUCGGUAUCAACGGUACCAAUGUCGUCUUCCUGGGAAACCCGCGGUCGGAGGGCGGCUUCGGCUUCUCUCAGCCGGCCAUUGCUGGUAGCUAUGCCACGCCGAUGGUUGCCGUGGUACUGGGUGAAGUCUUUGGACGAUACGUGAAUGACAAGAUUCAGACAGUAUCCAUCCGCAGGAACCAUGGUGUCUUUGAGGCGGAAGCCCGUUUAUGGGCAUGUUAUAUCGCCGUCCCCUUAUACAUAUGCGGUUCCGUCCUUCUGGGAGCAACAUUCCAGAACCACCUCCAAACUGGUGCACUCGUCAUGGGCUGGGGUAUCACCGAAUUCUCUAUCAUGACUGGUACCGUCGCUGUCUACGCGUAUCUGAACGACUGUUUCCCGCGCCAUCAAGGCGAAAUCUCUGCAUUGAUCAAUCUUGCGCGUGUCCUCGGCGGUUUCUCGGUAACGUUCUUCCAAUUGCCCUGGGCAACGAAAGAGGGCGCACUGCAGACAUUCGGAUGCGAGGCUGCCGUCGUGGCGGGACUUUUCUUGAUCUUUGUGCCAGUCAUCCAGUGGAAGGGUCGCCAGAUGAGGAGACGGUACUCUAUGUGA
Peniophora sp. CBMAI 1063 is the source of this 1644-nucleotide messenger RNA. The record is from the annotation of a GenBank genome assembly. NCBI's taxonomy places the organism in Eukaryota, Fungi, Basidiomycota, Agaricomycetes, Russulales, Peniophoraceae.